This is a messenger RNA of Phaeodactylum tricornutum CCAP 1055/1, 939 nucleotides long. RefSeq lists its product with no specific name. The transcript has a single exon. The record is from RefSeq and is a predicted model, not a curated record. NCBI's taxonomy places the organism in Eukaryota, Bacillariophyta, Bacillariophyceae, Surirellales, Neidiaceae. Bases 144 to 890 code for a protein of 248 amino acids.
CCCUGUCGAAGGACGAGGCUGGAAUCAACACCGGAAUAUAGCCAACUGUGAAGAUAAAACGAGGACACCUUUGCCCCUCUGGAUUGACUAACUGGUUCCGAUUAUUCACUCGGUCCAACAGGAGACCAUCCAAUUAUCGAAGUAUGAUUUCGAGAACAUUGCUAGUGACAUUACUCGUUUCAUGCAGUCUGGGGGAAGCGUUCGUUGGGGCACCAGCGUUGCGGCCAUUUCUGCGGGCUGUCGACGGAUACGGCGUUCCUGUAAGCGCCAGGCCUGCCAAACGCCGCCGGCGCAAAACCGCUGAUCCCGAUUCUCCAAGGAGAACACCAAUGGACGAUAGCAACGGUAGCGACCUUCCCGAAUUUGAUUUGGGCGACGAUGUUCAGGAUACGAACGCAGCCCCUUCGAUGAAGAAAGGUGCCAAACCUUCGAGCAUCAUGAGUAACGAUCCCUUUGCCAGCGAAUCUAUUUCCGUCAACAUGAUGGGGUCUGCCAGCAAGAAUACAAAAUCCGUCAGUCAACUCAUCGCCGACCGGUCCCUGGAACGGAAGCUAGAAUUUGACGCAGCAGAAGCAGACGAAUCGUUGCCGGAUUUGGUGGAGCUCGGCAAAGCGUCCCGAUCCGGAGAAGAUGCACCAGUUGGCAAAAAACGGGCUCGCAAAGAGGCACGAAUUGCCGUUGCAGCAGCCGCGAAAGAAGAAAAAGAAGAAAAUAGUAUUUUUAGCGUUCUACAAAAUCUCCCGUUCAUUACCGAGAACGGAAAAAUUUCGCCUUUAAAGCUCUUGGAAAAUGGGACAUGGACCGGUAUCUUCCUUCUCGUGGCAUGGGAAAUAUACAUCAAUACUCCGUUGUUUGACCGAGCAGCACCCAUGACACCAGUGGUUUACUAAUUGUGUAGUUUACAGCCAUGAAGCUAACCGUCAGGAACUGCUUUCUUCC